Messenger RNA from Sardina pilchardus (European sardine), 4689 nucleotides. RefSeq names its product neurofascin homolog (chicken) a (gene nfasca). The transcript has 33 exons. Gene Ontology annotation, biological process: cell-cell adhesion; axon guidance; brain development. The record is from RefSeq and is a predicted model, not a curated record. The coding region runs from base 542 to 4576 and encodes 1344 amino acids. NCBI's taxonomy places the organism in Eukaryota, Metazoa, Chordata, Actinopteri, Clupeiformes, Clupeidae. Gene Ontology annotation, cellular component: axon; plasma membrane. Gene Ontology annotation, molecular function: cell-cell adhesion mediator activity.
CUCUGUGCGUAGAAGGAGACAGCCGGAGAGGGAUGCGUGUGUGUGUGCGCAUGUGUGUGUGAGCGAUACAGAGACAGAAAGCAACAGAGGACACAGCAGUGUCCAUCAGGGCUUGAAAAGAGAGAGACAGACACACAGACAGACAGACAGACAGACAACACUGACAAAAAAAACAAAACAGUUGUUUUUCUUAUUAUCUUGUUUGGACGUCAAUUGUACAAAGAGCCCAUCCACUUUGGCUCUCCCUCUGAGCGGACUUAACGAGACCCGGGCAACAGCCUCCCUGGAGCCGUGCGUGCGUGGGCGAGUGGAGACGAGGAGGGCAGAGGGCAUUUAGAGUGCCAGGGAUGACAGGAGGGCAUCAGGAGACCCGGCAGGCAGGAGCCCGUCACAUAUGAGAGGCCUUCGGAGGUGAUUGCCCGCUCCGCCACUGAGACUACCCCGAGAGCUCCGAGACGCAGCGGUCAGAGAGGCCAAAGGUUUUCUGCUGAGCCAAUCCGAGACGACGCCAAGACUGGCGGGAGCCAAUCCCACGAGAGCGAUGUCGAAGCAAGGCGAGGGGGCGGGUCUGGCAACAUGGCCACUCCUCUUGCUCUUCCUGAGGGCCGUGUCGUCCAUCGAAGUCCCGAACGACCCAAAGAUCACGAAAGACAUGAAGCAGCCUCCCACCAUUGUGAAAGAGUCUCCAAAGGACUACAUUGUAGACCCUCGAGAUAACAUCAUCAUUGAAUGUGAGGCCAAGGGGACCCCGACACCAACGAUUAUGUGGCAGAGGAACAUGCGCUUCUUCAACGUGGGCAAGAUCCCGCACGUGACGCAGCGCAAGCCCUCGGGGACCCUGGAGAUCUCCUUCCGCAACGGCGGCCGGCCCGAGGACUACGAGGGCGAGUACCAGUGCUUCGCCACCAACGACUUCGGCACCGCCAUCUCCAACAAGAUCCUGCUGCGAGUCUCCAAGUCUCCGCUGUGGCCGAAGGAGGUGCUGGAGCCCAUCGUGGUGACGGAGGGCAGCUCCCUGGUGCUGCCCUGCAACCCUCCGCCUGGCCUGCCCCCGCCCAUGACCUUCUGGAUGAGCAGCUACAUGAUGCCCAUCCGGCAGGACGCCCGCGUGUCCAUGGGGCUCAACGGGGACCUGUACUUCUCCAGCGUCCUGUCCAAGGACACCAGCACCGACUACAGCUGCAACGCCCGCUUCCUCUUCACCCACACCAUCCAGCAGAAGAACCCCUACACCCUCAAAGUGCACGCCAGACAACCUGACAAUAAUUCUUCCUCUUUCAACUUGACUGACGCGCGUCACCUGCUCGAGACAUCGCCCAGCUUCCUGACGCCCACCGGGUUGUCCAGCUCCAAGAUGGUGCUCCGUGGGCAGAAGCUGCUGCUGGAGUGUAUCGCGGCCGGAGUGCCCACUCCCAGUAUCAAGUGGUUCAAGAAGGGUGGCGACCUGCCCAUGAAGAGGAUCAGGCUGGAUAGUUUCAACAAGACGCUGCGCAUCGUCAACGUGUCAGAGGAGGACACAGGCGACUACGUCUGCAUGGCCAACAACAAGAUCGGCAGCAUCCAGCACACCAUAAACGUGCAGGUCAAAGCUGCACCGUACUGGCUGGACAAGCCACAGAACCUCGUCCUCGCUCCGGACGAGCAGGGACGCAUGACUUGCAUCGCCCACGGCAACCCAAAGCCCACCAUCCAGUGGCUGGUGAACGGGGAGCCUAUAGAGACUUCUCUGGCAAACCCGAGUCGAGAGGUGGAGGGCGACACCAUCAUAUUCCGGCGGGUGUUGAUGGGAAGCAGCGCCGUGUACCAGUGCAACGCCUCCAACGAGCACGGCUACCUGCUAGCCAACGCCUUGUUCAACGUCCUGGACAUGGCGCCGCGGAUGCUCGGACCCAAGAACCAGCUGAUCAAAGUCACCAAAAACCAACAGACCCUCAUGGACUGCCCUUUCUUUGGCUCCCCGCUGCCGACUGUACGCUGGUUCAAGAAUGGUCUGGGCAGUGGGCUCGACGGCGGAUACUACCGGGUCCACGCCAACGGCUCUCUGGAGAUCAGGCGGACACUAGGGGAGGACCAGGGCACCUACACCUGCGUGGCCAGCAGUAUCCUGGGCAAGGCUGAGAACCAGGUCCGCCUGGAGGUCAAAGAGCCCACGCGCAUAGUGAGAGCCCCUGAACACGUGUCCGCUGGUCGGGGAACCUCGGUUCGCUUCAACUGCCGCAUCAGUCACGACCCCACCCUUACCAUUCAUGUCAAUUGGUUGAAGAAUGACCUGCCAUUCAACUACGGGUGGAGAAUCACGAAGGACGACGAGUCUCUGACCAUAACCAACAUCAACGAGGGAGACCAGGGCACCUACACCUGUCUGGUCAAAACUGAGAUAGACGAGGACGCUGCCACGGCACGCCUUACAGUUCUUGAGGAGGAAUCCUUGUCUCCCUCCAAUCGUAGUCCCCUGCUAGCAGACCGCCCAGAGGCUCCCAAAGACCUGGAGCUUUCGGACCCGCUUGCCCGCAGCAUCCGGCUCACAUGGGUACCUGGAGAUAGCAACAAUAGCCCCAUCACAGAGUUCCUGGUUCAGUUUGAGGAGAACCGCUGGGAGCCGAGCAAGUGGCAGAACCUGUCCAGUCACGCGGGCAACGUGAACUCGGUGCUGCUGGAGCUGUCCCCGUUUGUCAACUACCAGUUCCGGGUGAUCGCCAUCAACAGCGUGGGCCAGAGCCAGCCCAGCAGGCCCUCUGUGCGCUACCAGACCAGCGGAGCACCUCCAGAUGUUGCUCCUGACGAUAUCAAAGGCAUGGGCUCCAAGAAGAGCAACAUGGAGAUCACCUGGAAGCCCCUCACUGACAUGGAGAGGAAUGCCCCCAACAUUUUGUAUGAGGUUUCAUGGAAGAAGAAGGACACUGAAGAGUGGAACACCUUCAACACCACCCAAGCCAAAUAUGUGGUCCACGACACGGAGACCUACGAGCCUUUCCACAUCAAGGUCCAGGCCAUCAACGACUUCGGCCGAGGCCCAGAAUCUGGCCUGAUACUGGGCUACUCUGGCGAGGACAAGCCUUCUGCAGCCCCAGCGCACCUGAACGUGUCAAAGAUUGACAGCACCACAGUCAACCUGCACUGGGACCCUGUAGACCCGAGCAGCGUCCAUGGGGAGUUCAAGGAAUACAGGUUAUACUACUGGAGGGAGAGCAGCCUGGUGAAGGGCCUGAAGGUCAAUAAGCAGGUGAACAGCAAGGGCUUCUUCAGCUCGUCCGGCACGGGCAUCCUCACCGAACUGGUGCCCUUCAGCCUGUACAAGAUGUACAUGGUGGUGGCCAACAGCCGCUAUGAGGGCCCGCACAGCAACACGGUGGAGUUCAAGACCAAACAAGGAAUUCCAGAUGCUCCCAGGUACUUCAGGAUCGCCAAGAGGAGCUCCGACACCAUUCAACUGCAGUGGGACUCACCACUGGAGCCCAAUGGCAACCUGAGCGGGUACACGUUGAAGUUCUUUAUCGUGAAUGGGACGGAGGUGGGCAAAGAGCAGCUCAAGAGCUUCCAGCCCAACGUGACGUCGUACACCAUGCGCGUCCCUGACCGCCACACGCGCUACAAGUUCUUCCUGGCGGCCUUCACGCCGGCGGGGUCAGGGGAGGUCAGCUCCAGAGAGUCACCAAACUUCUCCAACGAAGAAGCAUUUACCAGCUCAGUUGAGUUCACAGAUGACGUGGUGGCUACAACUGUUCCCGUACCACUUCCCACUACUGUCCCAACGACAACUACAACCAUUAGUACCUCAACAACCACUACAAUUAGUACCUCAACAACUACUGCCAUUAGCACCUCAACAACCGUUAGCACCUCGACAACACCCCACAGUCGCAUGGUCCCAAACGCACCGGCCACCCCUCUGGAGAUCUGGAAUCUGACGGUGGAGCCUAACAGUAACUAUGCUAACGUCAGCUGGGAUCACAACUUCCCUCCCGACACCAGCAAGUUUGUGCUAGAGUACACCCUGCAAAGUAACAAGACAACGAAGAAAGUGACCGUUACGAGCAAGCAUAUUAGGUUGGCGGGGCUGGUGGAGGCCGCCAAAUAUCAGCUAAGGGUGCACUCACUCGAGCGAAACCACAUCACCAGCCCGUACGUCACCUUCGAGACCCUAGCGAUCACAACGGACAGCGUGGACAUCGCCACACAGGGCUGGUUUAUCGGCCUGAUGUGUGCCAUCGCCCUCAUCGUCCUCAUCCUUCUCAUCGUUUGCUUCAUCAAGAGGAGUCGAGGAGGGAAGUAUCCAGUGAGGGAUAAAAAAGACCUCCCUCUAGAUCCCGUCGACGGGAAGGACCCGGACGGAUCCUUUGACUACCACAGCGACGAGGACAACAAGCCGCUGCAGGGCAGCCAGACGUCGCUGGACGGGCAGGUGAAGGAGAGCGACGACAGCUUGGUGGACUACGGCGAGGGCGGCGACGGCCAGUUCAACGAGGACGGCUCCUUCAUCGGCCAGUACACCGUCAAGAAGGACAAGGAGGAGACGGAGGGCAACGAGAGCUCGGAGGCCACCUCCCCCGUCAACGCUAUCUACUCCCUGGCAUAGCGCCCGACCCCUCUGCCCCCCCUCCCCUGCCUGCUCAGGGCGACUCCUAGUGGACACAGGGUGCUAUCACAUGCAAAACACGUAAAAUAGAGAGAAAUAUAAAUUCAGUCACA